AUCGUCGGUCAACGAAUCUACCUCCCCAACAUCAUCUUCACGCUCGUCCGUAACCAAACCCCACCUGGUAAACCUUACAACCCGUACGAAGCGACCUUCUACGUCCCGCAAAAUAUCACCAAAACAGACAUACGCUCGUACCUACUCGCAAUAUACGGCGUCGAAUGCACGUAUAUCCGUACAGAUAACUACUACGUUCCUAUAAAACAACGACACGCCGAGACAAUCGGCCGUCUCCAAACCCCUCGCGGCCCCAAACGGUCCCACAAACGCGCCGUCGUAGGUCUCAAACAACCCUUUUACUACCCU
Molecule: messenger RNA, 309 nt
Organism: Fomitiporia mediterranea MF3/22
Lineage: Eukaryota; Fungi; Basidiomycota; Agaricomycetes; Hymenochaetales; Hymenochaetaceae
Exons: 1
Biological process (GO): mitochondrial translation
Cellular component (GO): mitochondrial large ribosomal subunit; ribosome
Molecular function (GO): structural constituent of ribosome
Source: RefSeq, a predicted model, not a curated record